GCCACGGGAGAGACUGGAGCAGCUUCGGGAGGCCAUGUGCAGGAAAAGGCGCUCGGAGGGAAAUAUACAGGAGUACUUGCCAAAUCAUGAGAAACGUGUUGUGGAUGGCAGUGUGGGUACUUACAAUGGAGUCAUUACUUCAUCUCAUAGCCUUCAACAGGAAGCAGUACAUAUUGAGAACAUCAGUUUUAAACAUGUGCAACGGAGGAGAGCAGACAAAAACACAGAAUACACUUUUCAGGUGACCUGGUCCGAUAAUUCCAAAACGUCGGUAACAAAGUCAUAUCGGGAGUUGGUGGAAUUCCUGUUAACGCUUCCAAAAGAGCUGUCCAAUGAACAUAUUGAUAAGACUAUAAUAGAUGCCUUACACCUGGGGAAGCGGCGAGGGGAGCAUCAGUAUUCAGACUUGGAACCUAUAGUGCAGCAAAUAUUUUCAUCUCCGUCCCAGGCGCUCCUUCAGAAUCCGAGAGUGUACAGAUUCUUCUAUACUGUCCAGAAAGAAUCUGGACAUCCCAGCCAUUUGCAGGCUGGCUUAAAAUGUUGUAAGACCUCUGAAGACAGCUCUGAGACUUCCAGUCAAGAAGAAGAUGGUAUGCACCACACAACAGGCUACAAGAAAACAGGAAAAAGUCUGGUUACAAAUUAUGUUGCUGUGAAAAGCACAUCCGGUAAUGGGGUUCAAAGCUCACAUCUUGAGCAAAAUGGAACAAAUUGGAGAAAGAAUGAUUGUAUGAACUCUCUGCAUCCUUCACGAUAUUUAAAUGAUGGACACCAGCAGUGUACAUUGGAGAAACGCAGCUCGAACCUAGCAAACCGGGAAAACACAAGAAGUAAUCAGAAAGUUGAGGGUCAGUCACCAUGCAAAGCAAAUGGGGUUACAUCAUCUCUGAACUCUCGGGCUACUUUGGUGAACGAUUCAACACUGGAAGUUGGGUCAGGGCAUGACACGUGUGGAGAGACCUCUUCUGAGAGUUAUAGUUCCCCACCUAGUCCCCGCCAUAACAGGAGGGAGAGCUUUGAAAGUGAAGACGAGAAAGACAGAGACACGGACAGCAAUUCAGAGGAUUCUGGCAAACCUGUUUCUGGAUUCCCAUCUCUUGGGGCAGUAAAUACAUCAUCAGCCAAGUUAUCUGACCACCUUACUAGUAAUGAAGAAAGUAUUAUUGAUAAGUCUUUGAAUGGUCGCAACUUUCCACCAUUUUCUAUUUUGCCUGGAUUGCACUGCAUGAUGCCAACUAAUGUAGAGAAGUUGGAGCCCGGGCAUCCACUUCCAGCAGAAGGAAAAACUCUGGGUAUGAUAGUCAGCCCAGUUUCUAUGCCCCCUGUGAGGGAGGCGAUUCACCAGAAUUCCCUUGGAAUUGGUGUCGCCACUGUAGCCUCUGCCAUAGGAGAAUCGGAGAAGUGUAUUGAUAUACUGACAUCCCCAAUGUCUGUAUCUUCCACUUUUAUUCCAAGAAACUGCUCACCUAGCAGCCCCGCUUUGCAAAUUCCAGUUCAAAGGCUAAAAGUACUUUCUCAGGGGUCAGCGGAGGCUUGUACUGUUAAUGGAUCAACACAGACUAAUAUCGGUUUGGGGACUGCCAGUGCUGGAUUUAUUUCGAUUCCCAACCAUGGAGGCUUUGCAGUUUCUCCUGUGACUGCUUCAGAACCUCUGAGUAAACCUAUUUCGCAAGUAGCAAGUCUUAAUCAGGUACUGCCUCACCUGGAUGGAAAUGUGGGGAUCGUAUCUCCAGCUACCAAUGUGAAGUUGGUUCUUUCAGGCACUAAUUUGAGUCCAGCACCUUCAACAGUCCCAUACCCUCUUUCUGGACCAUCACUUCCAAGUGGAGUAUUACCUACCCCUAACACCAAUGUGCUGAAUGCUGCUGCCUCAGCUGCUCCACAGCCAACUAAUAAUGGUAUAGGUCAGGUGCAAUCUGCCGUUCCUCUUACUGUUCCUACUCAUAGCCCUGGUCCUGCACCCAGUCCGAGCCCUGCGUUGACCCACAGUACUGCACAGAGUGAUAGCACUUCCUUCAUUAGUGCUGCAGUUGGGAAUACUAGCACAAAUGGGACACUUUUACCACCACAGCAAAUGGGCCCUGGGGCUUGUGGCUCUUGUGGACGUCGAUGCAGUUGUGGAGUACCGAUGGGCAGUUACUAUUAUCCUAACACAAUGCCUGGGCAGAUGUUCACUCGAGUUCCAUUUCCCUUUCCUAUGCCAUCAAUCUGCAAUAGCACCUACCUCAACCAAGCACACCAGAGCAAUGGAACACACUAUCCUGUCUUCCUGCAUCAGCCCCCCUAUACCAAUGGGCUAAUGCAUGACCCUGUGCUUGGCGGCCAGGCCAAUUAUGGCAUGCAACAGAUGGCAGGGUUUGCUAGGUUAUACCCAAUUUACCCAACAACUAAUGUAGUAGGCAACGCUAAUGGAUCAGUGACUAAGAAAAAUGGCAAUAUCUCAUGCUUCAACUGUGGGGUAGCUGGUCAUUAUGCACAGGACUGUAAGCAACCACCUAUGGAGGCCAAUCAGCAAGGCACUUUCAGGCUGAGAUAUGCACCUCUCCCUAAUCCCCCUGAUUCUUUGGAUUCUGCUGACUGACACCAGUCCACAAAAAAAACAAAACAAAAAAAAACAUGUACGUUGAAUCUACUUGUAAAGUUACCAUAUGGAAGUUUCACUUUCCUUUUCAUGAUGGGUUUAGGAGCUAAAGUUUUUUGCCUCUUCAAGAUGACAAGAAGCCCAUUUCUGUGCCAUGAAAUUGUGUACCUUGAACUGAAAGAAAUGUUUACAUAGCAUCCCUGUGUAAACAGGCCACAGCCUUACAUGAAGAACAGUGGCAAAAUAACAUGCCUAGGAUGGUUGGACCUACAGUGUGGUGGAUGAACAGAGAUGAAGAAGAACCCUAAUGUUGUGCUAAAAUCUAUGUCCCCAAUGUUUCAUUGACAACUCCCUUGUUUAAUCCUGUGACUGAUCUUUGACUCUGUAGUGCAUCUUCUGUCCAGUGCACGUUGUAUGAUUAUGUAAAGCUCUCAGCUGUACAUUUAAAAAUCACAGCAGAAUUUUGGUGUGUAACAGGAAGAAAGAAAAAAAAAAGUUUUUAAUUUUAAAAGUGUAUUGAAGAUGCCAUUCUUCACCCUUCUGAGUUUUAUGUAUUUCUUAGGUAAAACCAUGCCUAUAAAAAGUAAGCGCUAAAACCUCCAAGUCCAAACAGCUAGUGAAAUAUCUGAAUCUUUCGUUUCAGAUGGCGGCUUGGAAGACAUCUUAUAACACGUUAUCCUGUUGAUGCAGAGAGCCCUCUUUGCAUCUGCUGUUAUGUUAACUGCAACAGUUUGAAGUUUGAUUGAGAAGUAUUUUUUAGUUUCUAGAAAACAAAAUAACUUACGUUAAAGGUUUUCUUUAAGCUUAACUGACUGCUGUUGAAUUGAGACAGAAGUGUUCUGUCUAUGCAGUCAGUUUGUGGAUUCUCCACGUGGCAGAACACAACGGUGCUUCUGCAAGACCUAUCCAAACCUAAUUUAUUUAACGCUCAAGACGUAUUACAGUAUUUAAGUAUGAGAAGUUUCAGUCGUUUAUUUUGAGGACUAUUCUUGCUAAUUGGCAAGAGUAGCAGAGUUACUAUUUAAUUGUUCUGUUUUUCAAAUCUACCACUGAGAAUAUCUCAUAAUGUGAAAAUCUUAAUAUUUUUUGUGUUCUUUAGGGGUG
Messenger RNA from Nanorana parkeri, 3685 nucleotides. RefSeq names its product zinc finger CCHC-type containing 2 (gene ZCCHC2). NCBI's taxonomy places the organism in Eukaryota, Metazoa, Chordata, Amphibia, Anura, Dicroglossidae. The transcript is spliced from 14 exons. The record is from RefSeq and is a predicted model, not a curated record. Bases 35 to 2581 code for a protein of 848 amino acids. Gene Ontology annotation, molecular function: phosphatidylinositol binding; nucleic acid binding; zinc ion binding.